UAAAUGUUUAUUCGCAUCCCACUAUGGUACGCACCAUGAGGUACAGAGUAUGUAUUUACAUGUAUGAGUUUUUAAUCGUUGCUGUUAAAGAUGUACUCUCUGCAUUCCAAAAAUAGAUGCUUACAUUCAUUAAACUUCAUGUGUAUAUAAGAUUUUAAACCCUUUUGGUACUCAGAAAAAUUGAAUGAAAUGCACUAGUUGCAGAUGACAUCAACUCUGUGCAUUAGUCACAGGAGGUAGUGGUAGUAAGUAAGUGGAAGUAAGGUAAGAAGUAAUGGCCUUAAGGAGGUUCGAGGUUGAAUAUUAGGAGAAUUGUGUUCUUAGAAAGAGUGGUUAGGCAUUGGAACAGGCAGUAAAAGGAGGGGUGGAAAAGCUGUCUCUGAUGUUCAAGGAAAGAAUACAUAUAGCAUUUAAGGACAUGUAUAGUGGACGUGUUGGUCAGCUCAUUGGGAAGAAGCUAUGGGUGCACAGGGAGCAAGCACAGGACAGAACUAAGACAACUGAUCCAAAUUGGACACAGAGCAUCAGACAGACUCACAGGAGCAGGAGAGAAAUUUCAUUUAUCUACAAGGGGGAUUAAGGUGAAAAGCAGCACAGAAAUGGUUCAAGGUUUGGAGGGGAUGUUGCAGAGGAGUCUCAGAGGGAAGGUUGCAUGAGGAAUUAGUGACAGCAGCUAAAUCCUCUUCUGGAGGAGGGUGCUGGCUACACAAGAGAACUUCAGUAUAUAACAUAUCCCUGCCACCUUAACAAGAAUGCUUUUAUGGACUAGAGGCAAUAUUAUCAGGAGGUGAUUGAGUAGCAUGGGAACUGUGUUACCUCUUAGGCAGAGAAGGCUGAUGUGAGAUGUUGCAGAAAUUCAAGCUGACUUCAGGUACCCACUUGUGUCCUCCAGAUAUUUCUUUCAUCACAGAGAAAAUAUGCCUUAAAACUUAACUUGUGGCAGGCUGACAGUAACUUAAUUUACAGCCAGUAGAUAGAAACUUCUGAAGCCAUUCAGGCAAAAGCUGGGCUGACUUGUCCUGUUUGACUGCCUUCAUUAGUUGAAGGGGACCAUCACACUUCUGAUUUGGGCACAUCAGCUUGGUGCUUGCAAUUCAGUGAGAUAGAUUAGCAUGUCGCUGAUUGGCUUCUGUACUGCGUGCUUUUUGGUCAUCAGAGGUGACUUUUGUGUAGGCUGAAUGAAUGUCAUUCGCAUGUUGGUUGGCAGUGUCAUCUCUCUUUUCCAUGCUAGACUAUCUGUGAUGUUUAUAUUCCACCUAGGAAGAAAUCUAUGCAAUCUUGACCUGCAAAACUUGCUUGCUUUACCCUUCAAGGCCACUUCAAGUUAGUAGUAUGCUGUAUUAUUUAUAUCAUGUGAAAAAAUUGGUGAAAAAUUCCAACCAGAUUAUGCCAUUAAAAAGAAUGAUAAAUUCAUUAUACCUUAAUUUUUUGUUUAGUACCACUACUGUUCAGAUAUGUGGACUGCAAGAUUUUAAACAUCAUAAGCAUAACAUAAGGAGAUGGUAAUUUGACUGUCACAGAUCUAUAUAACUGUAGUGUCAGACAUUUUCUGUAGGUGAAGCUAAACUCAUUUUGUGAAAUAAACCAUUUUCUAUUUCCACUACUCCAUUUGAUUGGGGGUGAUAUGGGGUUUAAAGUAGUGAUUUAAUUCCUUCUGGUAUUGCUUGGUUUUGUGCUGCCUUGCAUGAGGAAUAUGAGCUAUUAUCACUUCAGCUAGUCAGGAGUAGAUGGGCUUGCAAAUAGUCCUUGCCUGCCAGUUUUGUGAUACUUAGUCCUUUAAGCAAAUCAAAGACUACUUCCACUCCUGUGAGUGUGCAUAAAAAUCUCCCAGACUGUUUAAAUAGUCCAGUAUAACCAAUUUACCAUGUAUAACAUAGAGUUUUCCAUUCAUUGAUAUGUGCUUUAGCAGAAUUAUCUGUUUAACAUUUCAGUCUAUACUGGGGCUGUUGGAGUACCCUCAGCAUGUAUGUGGAGGGUGCUGCUGGGGGUUGAGUCUCCAUAGGUCACAGUGAGGCAGCUGCUUUACUGCAUAUGAAACCCUCACCCAGAAUCAGGACAUCUGCCAAUGAUUUAGCACCGGGUUCCCCACAAACAUGAGAGAUUCGUGUCUGAGUUGGCAUCCAGCAUCUGGAGUCAUGGAAGAGCAGCCAGCUUCUCCAGCUUCUGAUUCUCCAUUUUCUCUGCGGCGGGUCUGCAUUUCUGAAGAUGAACCUGAAGAUGAAGAGCAGGAAGAGGCUCCGGAGGAGGAUACAACCCAAGUACAGAUGGAGAAAGGCUCCCUGAAGCAAGACAGGAUUGGUUCUCCUCAGUGUUCAGCACGGUGCUGGCAAGGACGUGGUGUUCUCAUCCCACAGGGCACAGAAAGCCCUGGCCAAAGGGUGGAAGAGGAACCUGAGGAGUUGCAGCCAUGCAGGAAGCACCGGCUGAACCUGAAGCCCAAAACGAGCCUGAUCCCAACGUCUCCAGGAGAAGGGGAAAGAUCUGAAGAGCCUGGGCCCUCAAGGGGAAAGAAGCUGCGCUUGAUCUGGGGCCAGUCCAGUGACUUCAGACGGAAGAAAAACCUUGGGGAGAAUGGGUUGGAGAAAGCUCCCAUGUUGCCACAGAGCAGCGAAGAGGAAGAAGAGGAGGGAAAAGCUUCUCGGUCUUGCUCCCCCGAGCCACCUCUUCAUGGGGAUGCUCGUCCCAAGCCAGAUUUUGUGCAACUGAUCGAUGAGCACGGCAUUUACUCCACGGCCAAGCUGGUGCUGGGCAGCACGGUGGGAGAGCUGGAGGAGGCGGCAGUGGUGCUGCCUCCACACCUGAAGCGUGGGGCAAGCGGGGCCGCUGAGUUUGAGAUCCGUGAGGUGAUUGUGGACGAGAAGCCCUUCCAGUGUGGUGUGUGUGAGAAAGCCUUCAAACGUGCUUGGGAGCUCUUCAGCCACGAGGUUGUGCACAAUGAGGAGCGGCCUUUCCGCUGCGAUCUCUGCGAGGCUUCCUUCAAGAGACACUCAGACUUCAAGAGCCACCGCUUGGUACACACAGAGGAGCGGCCCUUCCGAUGCGAGCUCUGUGGGAAGCGCUUCAAACGUUCUUCUAACCUCCAGGAGCACCGGCGCAUUCACACAGGUGAACGUCCUUUCCACUGCGCCUGCUGUGAUAAGAGCUUCAAGACACCCUACGAGCUGCAGCGUCACACCCUGACCCACUGCACUGAGAAACCUUUCAAGUGCGCAGAUUGUGGGAAGGAUUUCCCCACUUCCAAUGCUCUCCUCCUACACCAGAGGCAGCACUGCGAUGACAAGCCCCACGUCUGCGGUGUCUGCGGUAAGAAGUUCACCUACGGCCACAGCCUCAAAGUUCAUGAGCGUGUGCACACGGGUGACCGCCCCUUCGUCUGCCCGCUCUGUGGAAAAGGUUUCAAGCAGUCCAAUGCACUUUCCUCCCAUGAACGUGUGCACACGGGCGAGCGACCCUUUGUCUGCAAAACCUGCGGGAAGGCCUUCAAGCAGUCGUCCUACCUCGUGAUCCAUGAGCGGGCUCACACUGGGGAGCGACCCUAUAAAUGCGAAGCGUGUGGGAAAGCCUUUGCACGCCCCUCCUUGCUGCUGCAGCACCACCGCGUGCACAGCCAGGAGAGGCCCUACAAAUGCAGCUUCUGCCACAAGUUCUUCAAGGACUUGGCCUACCUGGCAGUGCAUGAGAAGGUGCACACAGGCGAAACCCCCUACAAGUGCAGUGUCUGUGACAAGGGCUUUGCUCACCCCUCCAAUCUGCUGCAGCACCAGCGCGUGCACCGUGACGGCUGAACAAGAGUAGCGUGCACAGCAUGAGUGUUUUGAGGCCAAGAAGCCUGAAGCAAGAAGUGAGCAUGCUGCAAGCAUGCACGCAGCCCCAGGCUGGCCCACUUACACAAGUAAGCCAUGUGCAGGGGAUCUGGAGAGGAGGCCAAAAUGUGGGUGCUGCUGCAGGUCUUCUCCUGACCCCCAUCCUGUUGGGGCCUCUGCUGCAUGGCUUCUCUCUGCCAAACCCUAACAUACGCUGCUCUCUCCUGCUUCCAAUGAAGUGAUCUCACAGGGAUGGUUGCUGAGCCCUCAGGCUGGGGCUGCUGCAGACUCCUGUCCCCUCACCUGCAGGGAGGUAAUGUGCUGUCCUCAGGCGCUGCUGGCUGCAGGCUUGCUGGUGGUACAAACUGAAGCUUGUGGCACUAUGAGUCUUGUGCUAUAGUGGCUGGCAGAGGCAAGCUGCACUGGCCAAGGCUGCAGUGCAGCUGAGAGAUGACAUCCAGAGCUCUGACAACACUGUAGGAAGUCCUGCAUUUAGCUGAUACUGAGGAAUGCUUCUCCUCCCUUCAGUGUUUCAAGGAGAGCUGCCUAGUUAUCUCUGUAAGUUCCCAUAACUCAGUCUUGCCCUGUAACAGGCUCCAUCAGCAUGUCUGCAUUAAGCUUGGAGCCACGUUGCUAUUUUCCUUGAGUGCAAGGCAUGGGCUGGGAGCUCCUGGGUAUCCCUUGUAAUAGGGGUACACUGAGUCCUGCAGCAGGAGGACACAGAACUGUCAGUUUUUGAGGAGACUAAGUGCAUUGGUGUAAAGUAUGAUUGGGAACAGCAAUGCCUAAGCACCUCACAUUUCUUUUAGAGUGUAAGUGUCCCGUCCAUAUUUCACUCUGCUACUGAUGAUUAGGUUAAUGACAACAGCGCCCUCUUCCCUGCUGUGCAGGGCCCACACAGGCAUUUUGCUGGUACAGAAAGCUGCUUCCAGUGGGCAUAAAGCAGAGUCAGCAUUCCGCUGGCUGCAAAUUGUGUGUUCCUAAGAUUUGUCCUCGAGGCACAAGGGAAUAUUUGGUUGACCUUGGGGAGCCAGAGCAGGGAAGAGAGGGUGCUGUCCUCAUUAUGCUGCUUGUGGAGCAUCUCUUGGAGGUGAUAGGCAAGAGGUGCUGAGCUACACAAGAGCUAUCUCACCUCACCCACUCUGGAGGAAAGAGCCUGGCAUCUCAAGUUGGAAACACCCUCUUUUUUAUGCCAUGGUUCUGGUGAGGCUGGUAGGAAGCAGAAAAGGGGGGGGGGGGGAUACACAAAUUGUUUGCAGGAUCUUUAUAAGGAAGAGGAAAGAAGAAAACCAGCCUUAGGUCUUCUUUGUUUCUAUACAGUACAUCCCCAGUGGCAGCCCCAGAUCUAGAGCCACCUGAGCUGCUGCUGAAAUCUGAAUUUGUUCUCUUUGACUGAUAGCUGCUGCUGGGCAAAGGGUGGUGUGUAGACCUUUUCUUGCAAAAGCAACACCCAAGUCCCUUGUGGGGGCACCAGCAGAGCCCCAUCCUCACAUCUGAGCCGUUUGGAGGGACCUGGUGUCAUGGUCACCUUCUUGCACACUGAGUCUGUGGGACUGGAGGUGCCAACCCUCAGACUCAUCAUGAUCCCAGUCCUACCCUGUCCCCAUUUUGUACGGUUUGAAAGCAGGUGUACACUCCUCUGCACUCUGCACACUAAUUAAAGGAUGGUUAUUUAAUGA
This is a messenger RNA of Coturnix japonica (Japanese quail), 5482 nucleotides long. RefSeq lists its product as uncharacterized. NCBI's taxonomy places the organism in Eukaryota, Metazoa, Chordata, Aves, Galliformes, Phasianidae. Gene Ontology annotation, biological process: regulation of transcription by RNA polymerase II. Gene Ontology annotation, molecular function: RNA polymerase II cis-regulatory region sequence-specific DNA binding; DNA-binding transcription activator activity, RNA polymerase II-specific. The record is from RefSeq and is a predicted model, not a curated record. Gene Ontology annotation, cellular component: nucleus.